CAGGAGCUGAGGGACAGAUAACCCCCGGGAAUAAGGGUUGCCUAAGGGCAAAGGAGAUGGGGCUCCCGCGCCCUCGACAGGCGAGGGAAUUGCAGCAGCUGCGACCGUGCGAGCGACACCGGAGGAAACUUCCGCUUCUGCAGUCAUUAAAGGCGAAGGAGGAGCAACCGUAUUCCGCAGCAGGUGUCAGCCCGGACCCACCAGCAAUGAGCGGGAUUUCCAAGCGAGACCCAUCGCUUCCCACGCCACUUCGGGCUAAGCAUCGCGUUGCAAGCUCAAAACCCGCUAGUUGCUGGCAGACACUGCGAAAAGUUUUCCUGGUCGCUCAUAUUUUAAUGUCGUUCUCGGUGAAGAAAACAGUAACCCCAAGUCGGGCGACUUGACCAGGCUGGGUUUGAUUUUUGCAAACGGAAGCAGGCGAGCGCGUGGCUUUGUUGGCGCGUUGUUGCUUAUCUGCGAGAACAUCUUCCGCCCUCCUUGCAUUGUGGGCGCUGUAGUUCCGCCGUGCCUUGCCAAGCGCCGCGCCUCGUCAGAACUACAGUCCCCAGUAGGCACCGGUCCCUCCCCGCCUCGCCUCUCUCCACGUGCGGGAGGCCGCUGGCGCCUGGGGGAGGGCUCUGCUGCGGGAGGCGCCUGCAGAGCUCCUUCCCCGCGCGGCGCUGUGAGGGUCGCGCGCUGCUCGGGGAGAGGAUGGCGGCGAGGUGCUGCUGGCGAGGCGCCUGAAUCCGUGCACUGGGAGAGCAAGAGGCAAAAGGUAGGAGAAGGGGCCGGGAGAGCCGGGGGGCGGCGGGCCUGGGGCGGGCGCAGGGACCAGCCUGGUUAGCCAGAGGGAAAUGUUUGGGAUGCCACCUGGGAGAUGCAGGGUCACCAAGGGCUCUGUCCUGCAAAAAACGCAAAACCCCCAUGCUGCCUAACUAGGUUCGUCCUAGAAAGAGAAGGGGAACUUGUUGCUCCCACGCUUGCUGCAGUUUUUGAUACUCUGUGCAAAGGAGCAUAGGUCAGGUGUCUCGUCCACGUUGCUCCUGUGACAAAUGUAUGUUUUGACACCUGGGAAGCGGUGUAUGGGGUAGUAAAACUUGUCGCGGCCACACCUCGCCGCGCGUUUGAGGGGGUGGUUUUUUUUAAAAAAAAAUUAAUGUAUGCAUGCCUUUAAAACGUGUAUGCCAGCCGCUCCUUUCCUCUGAAAAAGCUGAAGGUGGCUUAUGACAAGGGGUGAAAGUAAACAUAGGAGAACGAGAUUACGAAAAUCUCAGAAUACAAAAGCAGAUAUGAAGCAGCAAUUAAAAUAACUGGCCGCCUUCCACCUGUGGAAACAAUUCCUUGCAACAAGUUAAAAGCAAAACACACACACACAUUUCAUGCUCCCAAAGCAUUUCUAAACAGGAAGGUUUUAGUGGUAAAGUCUUUCUAAACAAGAAGGUGUUAGUAGUAAAUAAAUCCUGAAACGGUGCUUGUUUACAGUGCAAUCCUAACAAUGCUUAGAAGUAAAUCCCAUUGUGCUUACAGAUAGGCUUCCUGGUUUUUAGGAUGGCAGCUUUAAACUAUGGAAGAUCUGUAACCCAUAGUAAUAUAUACCAAACUCUGCUGUUAAGUGGGGAGCGGGGCUCAUUUUUAAUGACUGCGGCUGUGGAAUACAGUACUGGUGUUCUCCUGAUGAGCCUACAGACCAUUAUGUAGUCCUCCAGACCUAUGCUUUUUUUGACAAUAAUUGUUAUAAAGUAAUGUAGAUGGUGAUAUAUUUGGUCAGACUGGACCCCCCCCCCUGCAGUUGGCACUCCCAUACAACUACAACUCCCAAAGCUAAAUUUAAAAAAUCCCUGUUCAUUGGCCCUAAAAUAGAGAACUCUUCUAGAGGUUUUUCAUCUGAAGCUGGUUCACCACCUAUUAGGGAUGCUCUAGCAUGGGAUUUUCUGCAUUGAGAGGGUUGGGCUACAUGACUUUUAGAAAUUCAGCUCUCUGAAUCUUGGCCUUUAAUUGUAUGUAGCAAGCACAAUGUACAUUCCCCCUCUGCUGAAGAGAAUGUGUGCGCACACAAGCAAUUGUAUGUAAAUAUUAGUAGGGUUAAUUGCUGUAGUUCUCAUGACCUGGUAGUGGAGCAGCCGUCUACUGCAUUGGUGUUUAUAACAUUCCAAGGGAAUAAGCUGUGCAAUAAACCACAUGUGACUAGCUGGCUGGCUUGCUUUACAUAUUUGGGUGAGAGCUGAAUGUAAUAUUACAGCUGCUUAAACUACAUCAUAGAAUACAUUCAGAAAAUCUCAGGCUGAGCAAUUCUAACCAGGUAGAUUCUGUUGCAUGUCACCCCAAUCUCCAAGCAAGAUGAGAUUCCAGGGGUACCAGGCACUCUUACCAGGGUCUGUGUUUCCUUUUGGGCAGUGAGACACAGUGGAGAUUGUGGUGUCUUUAUGACAACCUCUAUAUACCCAUAUAUAUCUAACCCUUUAUUGAAUCCAUAUAUUUUAGGUGAGUCUAGCCCCCCCCCAAAUUUAUAGAAAUAUGUUAGUGUACCUCCUGUGUGAGAUAAAACUGCAACCUAGCUGCUUUUCGCCAGGGUUUUUUUGGGGAGGUGGGGGAGGUGGUGCACCUCAACUUCUCCCAGCCAGUUUAUGUGGGGUUAGGAUUACAAAAAUGUUAGCAGGAGUUGGGAAACUUAAUUUUUGAAGGGAAUUAAUGAAGUAUCUUUAUAGAUAUAGCUGAAAAAAGAGCGUAAGUGGGGUGGGGGUGGGGCAGAUAAAAGAAACCAUCAAAACAAAAAACCUAUAGGGGGAAAAUCCAGAAGGAGCAAAACAAAACCACAUAGUAGCAGGGUCAAGGUAUUUUCAAAUGAGAAUGGAAAAACAAUGGCAGAUAAAAUUGAUCUCCUGGAGCACCACCAAAGGGAAGGUCUGUUCCCUUUUACACGCCAACCAUACUUCUAAUGGUGGUGAGAUACACAGGAAAGUUUUUUACUCAGGCCUAAGUGGAUGGCAGAGUAUGGUAUUUUGCAGUAAAACCAUUUAUGUUCCAUCCAGCACUUUGAAUUUGACCCAGAAACAAAUGGGCAACCAAUACAGCUGAUGUAAGAGAGGAGCCAUGGCCGGGGGGGGGGGGGGGGGGGGUUUACUGAAAUUCACAAGCUUACACUAUGACCAGUAGAAGUUGGCAUAGCCGUGCCAUAGCAGUUGUCAGUAUAGCAGAACAAUAGGCUUGUCCCACCUAAUUGUAAAAUAAAACGUUAUUAUGGUAUGCGUGCACUAUUCCUUUUAUUAACUUGUAGGAAUGAUAAUGCUCAGACCUUUAAUAACCUUUGAUCAAGAAUGGUAGUUUUUUUCCCCUUCAUUUCCUUUUAUUUCAGGACUAUGCAUGUGUCGCAGUGGUGUUGUUUUUUAAAUAGUUGCUUAUUGAAAGUGAUGGUGCUGACUCAAAUGAGCAUGCAAUGGCAUGACUCUGCAGACUUUACUCCCCAGUGUUUCAAAGAUCAAAUAAGGUAACAGCUUGCUAUCUUCUUUUACAGAAGGGUUUACUGAAAUUCACAAGCUUACACUGUGACCAGUAGAAGUUGGCCCAAUAAAAUAUAGACCUUUUAAGUUUCUGUGGAGUUCUGGGUUGUUGUUUUUUAUUUAAUUGUAAAAUGUGCCUUAUUGGAGUUUUACUUUUAUUUAAUAUUUUGGUUUUCUUUUGUCAGUUUUUAAUGCCAUUUUUACUAGCUGCUGGAGUCUCAGCAAGUGCCCUACCAUGAAACUUUAUUAGCAAUGCAGUUGUUUGUGCGUUUAGUCAGAAAUACAUCCCACUAUGUUCAUUUGGACCUGCUUGUGGGUGAGUAUGCAUAGGGUUGCAGCUUAGACUCAUUAAAUUGAGACAAUACUGUAAAUGCCCUCUCAAACACCAUGCUAGUAUUACAUGUUCACUACAUUGCGUUGUGUCAGCGUUCUAACAUGUAGUGCUUAAUUUUUUAAAAAAGACAGUGUCUUAUCACUUGGACACAGACACAGCCAAAUUGGGAACCUCCUGGCUUCCUUGGCUAUUACAUCUCUGUAUGUAAGAUAUUGAUGGUGUGUGUGCGUGUUUGUUUCAUAAAACAGGCUCACAACGUAGUAUUCAGGGAGCAUUAUAAUAAGGUCUGGGGCAGUGGUAGACCUAGGGCAUAUCCACAAUCCAGUUUGGGCUUCAAGCAGCAUUACAUAUAAACCCAACAAAGUUACUAGCUCACAAAUAGCCUGGAAGAGAAUAAAAGUAUCAACUCACUCCCCCCCCCCCAAAGCAACCCUGUGGGGGUCAGCUGGAGGCAAUUGAUUUUUAUUUAUUUUUUUGCUACAGGUGAGUUGGUUAAGUUUAAUUUUCAAGCCUGUAUUAGAGAAUAAGAAUGGAGGUGUUGUCAGCAGCAGCAUGGCACCCUAUUUAUAGUUGUUUUAUAGAAGAUAAAAAAGGCUUAGUUGUGGUGUAUUUUCAUGCAGAUAAAAUGUUUGAGGAGCAAAGACCAAGUGAGAACCAGGGCAAUAAAACAAUGAUUUUUUUUUUUGAUUUUUUUUAAGAAUGUGUGUUUUCCUAAGUGUAGAUGAUUUGGCUACCACCCUGUUAGUUGUAUUUCUAGCUCUUGAAGCUAAGGAAAUCUGGUGCUUGGUAGCACCUGGGAUGGAGAACUGUAAAUCUCAUAGAUACUGUCUCUGAACUCCUUGGAGACAGAAUGGGAAGCAAGUGUAAUACAGGUGAUACUGACACAAUCUGACGAAGUAAGGCUUGAUUGAGUCUCUAUUUUUCUUUUUAAAAAUGUUUUAUUAAAGAUUUUCUUGGUUUACAAAAGUAAACCAAGCCUUGGCUCUCUUUUUCAGGUUGUGCAGUCUUUUCUACAGAUCGUUUACAUUUGUUAUGAGACAUUAGUGUUGAGUACAGUAUAAGGUCAAGACAAAGAGAGUGGGGAGAGGGGUGGUGGUGGUGAAAUUUAUAUUUUGUACAGUGUACGUGUGGGGUUUUGUGUCAGUGUCAACUGGAUAGGUUCUCCUUCUAUUCACUUGUUACAUUUCCUGGGUCGUGAGAGGGAUUGGGGGCCCAGGGUGUGGUUGGUUGUCUGUGCUUGGCUGCAGUGGGGUUUGUUUGCAUUUGUAAGUGGGGGAAGGCAUGUUGGGUCAGGUAAGCCAGAUUGAUUUGUGUGCUUGAUUGAGUUUCUAAAUCAAGAUGACAACUUUUAAAAUGUGCUUUUGGCCAAAUACCCACAGCAACAGUGAGAUAAAAUUCAGCUGAUCUGAGUUACCAGCAGUAAAAAUAAGAUGAUCUAAAAUAACAUGAUAUAUUGUAGAAUGCUCUCCCCUGGGAGACUCACAUGCAGCCUUCAUUACAUAUCUUUAGGUGCCAGGCAAAUGUUUUGCAUUCUCGUUUUGUAUUUUUCUGUUGUGAACGGCCAUGUGAUCUUUGGAUGAAGGGCAGUAUACAUUUUUAAAAAAUCACUAAUGACUGGUUCCAUUUUGAUGGUGUUAAGAAGAGAGAAUUUAAGUCUUCAGAAUGUACCGAAAAUGGUUUCUAUAAUACCAGUACAAACAACACAUCUGCCACCAGAUCUCUAGCUACUUUGGUCAGGAUCCAAAGUGUCACAUAUUCCCCCCCUUACACAAAUUUCAUACACAUCUGCUGUUCCAGUGGCAACACUGUACACCUCUAGAAAGUCAAACCUGAAAGGUCCAAAGUGCGUUUUGUCUCUUGGAGGGAAGGGGAUUAUCAGCUAGUUCACCUCCUACAGAGCAGUGUGGUGUUCUGCUUGCUCACCCGUAAGAUUGCCCUAAUCCACUAUAACGCUGUCCAAACAGAAGAGAGAUGUUUCCUCUGUAUGACCUGUUGACAGAGCAGAAAAACCUGACUGUCAAAUGGGGUGGAGAGGGGGUCCAGAAAAAUGCAUGUCUUAGCAGAGUGUAUAGCUCUGAGAGUUUUCAAAUGGAGUUGCAGAAAUUGGACAUACUUGGAUGGUACCCUGAAUCAUAGGUUUUCAACCUUUUUGAGUCUACUGCUCCCUUGGCCAACUACCUUCUUUCUGCGGCACCCCUGUGGAGCCCAGUUAUGUCACCCCUUGCCUGCAGAGCUGGCAGCCUCUCAACCUUUUUCCGAACACCCUCCCUUGGGAGUCCUCCCUCAGCCUCUUCUCUUCUCCCCUCUCCUUGGAAGUCCUCUGGGCAGCUGCUCCUGCCUCCCUUGGCACCUGAGCCCACCACCGAAAACUGCUCAGGAGGGUCAGCUAGCAGGGGUGGAGAGAGAGAGAAGGGAGAUGCUUGGACAAUCACAUUAGCAUGACAUUUAAUUCCACCCAUUGCAUUAAUCAGUGGGUGACCAAGUUCCACUGGGACUUGCCCACCCUGCUCCCAGGAAGAACAUCACAGUGAGGGGGAGACCAGCCUGGCACCAUCUGCUUGCUGGCCAAGGAAGGAGCAGCUGCAAUAGGUUUUUCCCCUUGCCUCCCUGGCAGAAAGAGCCUUUGCUACAAAUGCUAGUUGCCUUGCAAGGGUAAAGGAUACCUGCGACCCAUCUAUUGGUCAGAGGCACAAGAGCCACCAGUUGCUAUUAAGGCAAGAACUCCUGCAGGGGAAUGUCAUCCUGGGAUUGAGAGCUGGAUACAAAUGCCCACUUCUAGCUCACGACUUUAUUGUGGCCGAUAGAAAGGAGACCUCUCCCUCUCCCUCUCCCUCUCCCUCUCUUUCUUCCUUCCAUUUCCCUUUGCUCAUUUGAUUGUUUAGUUUGUAAGGCUGAUCUUUCAUUUCUUUAAUUGAUGUAAGUUGCUUUGGAAGGCAACAACUGUCAAAAAUUAGUACAUUAUAAGAAACUAAAGAUUGAAAAUUGAAUGUUUAAUGAGCUAAAUGUGAACCUGUUGAUCCUGAAAGCCAAGAGGAAGUAAUACCAGCUGAUCAAUUAUAGGGGGUUGCCUAUAACCAGUGGGCCUGUGGGCCAGAUUUUUCUCAGCAUAGUGUUUCAGAACACAACAGCUGUCAUAGAAGUUCAGUAUCCUUUGAAUAAUAAGGAUGUUAAAACAGCCUGAAUGUGAUGUUGCAGGGGGUUGCUAGUAGAAACUAGCAAAUAUUAUUUAUUUACGUUUUUUAUGUCCCAUUUUCCCCAUUUUACUGGUGAAAGCCAGCUUGCAAAUAAGGUAGGGUUGCCAUAUUUCAAAAAGUGAAAAUCCGGACAGAAAAGUUGUGGUGUUGUGGUUGUUUUGCCCAAAGUUGUUGAGUGUUUGGCAACUGUAAAUAAGGACAAUAUCCAUAUUACAAUUGGAGGAAGAAAAGCAUCAAAUAUUGUAAAACUACAACGACGACCCCACCCUAAAGCAGCAGAAGAAAUUCUCCUGAAGAAGUGUAGGAGAAUAGCAGCAACUCCACCGGAGUGAGUGAUACCGAUUAGACACCAGGCAGGCAUCUCUGGAGAGCGUGUUCCAAAGGUGUUGAGCCACCAGGAAGAAGGUCCCGUCUCUGGUACUUCCAUCUGCUUCGUUGAUGAUUGUUCACUGGGCGGGGGGGUGUAUGGAGUUGUUGCAGAGAGAACAACUUAGAGAAGGGUGUCUUAUGUUAGUCUAAAUGAUUGAAUGCGCACAUAUGAGAGAUGCUGGACUUGUGGAUAGGCUGGCCCCAGGCAUGUGGGAUUUUAUGAGCUGCCCCAAACCAGCACUUUGGCCAGUUUGGUUCAGUGCAAAUUGUGGGAACAUUGGAAGCUGCCUUAUACUCAAUCAGACCAUCAGUCCAUCCAGCUCAGUUGCAUUGUCUUCCUUGUCUGAUGAUGGCUGUCCAGGGUUUUCAGGUCUCUCUUACAGUUCCGGCAUAAUAUGCUCAUAUAUAUCUAUACACAUACACUUUAUCUGGCCUUUAUACUGUAUCUCAGGGUGGGUAACAGUAAUUCAGGAAAACAACCAAAACAGAAUGAGGCCAUAAAACACAUACAUAAGACCAUUCAUUUCCACACUGCUGAAUGAAUUCCAGUCAUGUAUCAAAUGCUUGCAUGGCCAGCCAUGUUUCAUUGCACUGAAGCCCCCCGUUCAGAGCCUCUUCACAACCACUUGAACCAGCUGAAAAACCCAAUUGGUCUUGAAAAGUAAUUUCAUGUAUGAUGCAUUCCAGUCUAACCUGGUCAGUAGUUAAUCAUAAGUAUUAACCACUGUUAUUGCCACUUAUUCCUUAUUCAGAGCCUGUGUGUUACAGCAGCGGCAGUGUUAGAUUUGUAUGGCUGGCAAACUUGGUUCUUAUCCUUGCUCAGUUACGAUGUGACCAAGGUGUCCUUUGGGUAUUUCUCAGCCCACCUACCUCGCAGGGCUGUUGUGAGCCUUAAAGAAACCUCUGUUCUAAGCUGCUUGGAGUAAAAGAGUAGAAAACAGUAGGGAUGAUGCCAGUAUUUACCCUUCAUCGCUUCCAAAUGUAUCAGUCCAGCUGAAUAAACUCUGCUUCAGCAUUUCUUGGUUUUUUGAAGUUCUGAUCUGGCAGCCUUCAAGCAUUCAGUUGAAAUGGUCACAGGCACCAUGUGGAAGUGGACUUAAAAGGCAUUGCAGUGGCAGCAGGGGGGCGGGAACCAGAGUGUUGUUUGUUCUCUUAGAUUUGUAGCUACAAAAUUAACUAAAUUCCUAGCCAGAUGAUGGGGGUAUUAGUUUGCAAUGUUCCAACUAGGAAAUUUGAUGUGGUGCCAAACUCUCCUUUUUCUGCAGACACACCUAUGCGUGCUGGAGGCUUUUCUGUGGCCAAGGGACAGGGAUGCUGUGAAAAGAGCUCCUCUCUCCUACAACUGAUUGAGACAACGUGGGCGAGCCAUGUCUGCUGAGGCCGAAAACCCCGAAAAGCAACCCCCCGACCCACCCCCGGACCCACGCUGGAAGCUCCUUGUGUUCUACCUCUGUUUCUAUGGCUUCAUGAACCAGAUCAGACCUGGAGAGAGCUUCAUCACACCCUACCUGUUGGGGUCGGAGAAGAACUUCACAAAGGAAGAGGUGAGCUCAGGGGAGAGUUGCAGAAGGCCAAAGGGAGCCCUGGCGCGUGAACGGAGCAAGUUUUCCCGAGUAGCUCCUGGUCUGGGGCAGUAGGCUAGGGAUGGCUGCUUCUCCAUCCCCAUAUCCUUCCUGUGUGUGCUGGUGGGAAAAUUGAGAGGUGGAAGUGGAUCAGUGGGUGGCCCAUGGGGAGGAGACGGGUGGCUGGGAUGUGCAGAAGACAGGUGGGCAUAGGCCUCCUGCCGUGCAGCUACACAUUAGGAGACACGUCCAAACAUUGAGGGCUUAUCCACACUUACCUUUCCCCAGCUCUUUCCAGCCACGGCCUGCGAUUUAAAGCUCUGUGUCAGAGCACUUUUUCCCUUCUUCGUAGCUUUCCCCAUGGAAACCUGCUCUUUAAAGCUCUAUUGGAGCAAACAGCAAUUGGAGGAAAACCCAAAUAGACGUUUACUCCAAUUCAGCUUUAAAGAGCAGGUUUUUGCAGUGAAAGCUUGGGGCAAAACAACAAAAGGUCAGUGUGGAUAAGCCCUGAGCUGUCAGCAGCACAGACUGGCUUGGGAGAUGGUGGGCUCUCGUUUGCUUGAGGUAUUUAAGCAGAGGCUGGAUGACCAGCUCAGGGAUGUUGAGGCUGCAUCCUGCAUUGUAGAGCCUACGCUUAGUAGAGUGUCCGACAAAGUAACCUUCACUGUCUUUCCAGUGCCGUAAUUCUGUGAUUCUGGACAUGAAAGGUAGUGAGAGAAGAGGCUUGUGCUGAGCCAGUGCCAGCGUGUGCAGCCCUUGCCAUGCAGCAUUGCAUGCCCGAUGGGAAAUGGAUUGUGCUUCACGUAGUUAAUAAAGUAAUGAAAAUCACUGGGAAAGUGUUUUAUCAUUUGGUCACAGUGCUGCAGGGUGCCAAUGUGCUUCUUUUUUUAAUUAAAUGCAACCAAAAAGAACUUCAUCCUGUUGCCUGCCUACCUGUUGCCUGUUUAACAGGUUGAGUUUGUAAGUGAAUUGUUCAGCUGGGUUAGCUAAGUAAGCAUCUGAAUUGUCUGUUCACUGUGAACUGUUGUAACAAUGUAAGAUCUUUUUGCCCAGGAAGGAAGCAACGUGUUGAAAUGCAUUGGGCUUUCUCUCUCUCUCUCUCUCUCUCUCUCUCUCUCUCUCUCUUCAAAUGCUGCAUUGUUUUAAGAUUCCCCCUUUGUUGUUCCUUUUCCCGUUCAUUCCAUCCAUCCUUAGUUUUUUCUUUGCUUUGGAUCUAGCACUUUUGGGUGGCUGGGUACCUAUGGGAUAUGGGACACAGCGUUCCUUCCUGCUGGCAGAUGGCAUCAAAGUGUAUCUUUGCCCCUAACUUCAACUAAGGAAUUACUCAGCAACUUCAGUUUCAACCAUGGCCCCCAUUUCUUCCACAAUCUGCUCCUGGCUAUUCUCUAGUAGUUUCAGCAACAAGUGGUGCUCUCUGCCAGGAGACAGAGGGCAUCUUGGGAGAGUGCAGCGAUAAUGGAAAGGAGGAGGGCAGUGAAGUGGUAUAAAUUGCAGGGCAUGUGGAUGGCCCUGAUUCUCAUAAAUCUAGUGAAAUCUCUUGCACAUCUUAGCCAGCUCUCAUUGACUUGCUUUGGACACCACACCAAACCAUGUUUUCGACACAGUUAGGAACUCAAGCACUCCCUGAUCCCAUUCAUGGCAAUUCCCUGCCUCUUUUUCCUGGUUUGAGGAGAGCCAUUUAAUCCCACCUGGCAAACUGGUUUUCAAUCCCAGGGCGAGCUCAUACCAUAGAUGAGUUUUUGGACUAAAUGGUCCAAACUACUGUAUGCUCUGAACCAGAGUAGGAGGCAGGGGAUCACCAUGCAGAACUGGAGGAGAAGGAGGGAGUAUGUUAGCACAAGACUCCAGGGUCCUCAUUCACAAUAGGGCAACCUACCAUUUGGCAUUACCACUGAACUGCCCCAAUUCUCUGGCUUGAUACCUUGGUUGGUAGCCUUGAUCUGUCAAUAAAACCUCAAGCUUCCAAGACAUGCAAACAUUUGCUCCUUAUCUAGAAGUAACAGGCUAAGGUGCAGGGUUGUUAACUGAAGCUUCUCUCUGAGAUAGUGAAGCACUGUUGACCUGUUACUUCCAGUAAGUAAACAUUGGGACUGUCCAGGGCUCAUGAAUAGAGCCAAACCUCCUUGUGUGUGUGACUUGAACAGAAUUUCAGGGAGAGGGUUCCACAGCAAGGAAGUAUAUGUUUCUGCUCAAAGGAGAUGGGGGUACUGCCAUUCUUCCUCAAGUGACUUUUGAGGAUGAAUACACCCUGGGGACUUUAUUCCACUCAGUUACAAUUACAGUCAGAACUCUCAUUUUUGCUGGAGGAUAAUUGGUGUGUGUGGACUGUGGAGGUGGUGAAGAGAGGGGAGAUUUGAGGGUGUGAUUUACAAAGUAAAGAACUGAACAUUACCAGGUAGUAAAUGCCUAACAAGGAAUCAAACUGAGUAUUAGAACAUUAAUUUGAUAUAAACGUUUUAGUAUUUGCUUUUUCUACUGAUGUCUCAUUUAAAAAUGACAAAUGGAUCUAAUCACAGAUUUCAAUAUUACAAAAAGCCACAUGCUGAAAUCAUUAUCUUGGGAAUGAUCCUAUUGCGCAAAAGAAAAAUAGCAAGUCUCGUCAGUUUUCAGCAGAGAGUUCACCAUAUGUUUGAGUCUUUUCCAUUCAAAUCAUUGGGAUUUUAAAAAUCAGAUCAUGCCCUAAUACAGGGGUCCCUAACCUUCUUAGGCCCACAUAAACAAUUGCAAAUUUAAUAAAUUGCCAUUGGCACCACAGAAUUCCAGUUUCACGGAAGAAAAAUGGGCAAAGCUUGUGCAUCCCCCCCAAAAAAAAUACAAUAGGCAAAGCAGCUGCAGAAACUCCAAAGCAGGCAAAAAAAAAAAAAAAAAAGCAGGCAACACCUCCCAAAUAUAGGCAAAAUCCACAUACCCCAAACAAAUGAAAAGUGGGCAAAACAUCUCUCAAACACUUCCCCCAUCCAAAAAAAAUCAGUUAAAGCACACAACCAAACCAAAGAUCAUGCCGAACACCCCCUACGUCAUGCACAGAGGCAUUCUGGGGACAUUUAAGUCAGAAGGUGAAGUGUCUAGAUGGCCUGCAAAGUGCUUUCCACUUUCGCUCAGUGCCACUUUCGCUCAUGUGGAAAAUAAUUAUCCUCAAAUUGAAAAGCUGAAAAGGGUGAGAAUCUUGGUGGGUACCAAGGGAGUUUUGAGAGUGCCGUGGUGCUUAUGGGAGGACGCCAACCCUAAUGCAUUGGAAGACCCACUGCCAUGACAGAUACAGAAAUACAGAUCAUACUCGGGGAAGGCUGAAGUUCCCCCUGCUUAAUUUAAUGCUACACUCAGUUUCAAUUGUUCGUUUUGUACAGUUGCAAUUUUAGUACAAUUAUUUUCCCUUGGUCUUUCCAAAUAAUGAUAUAAAAAUGUCUGUGCUGGUGACCUCCCACAUUUUUCAAAGAGUAAAUAUUCUAAACUUAUUGUAAACUUACAUUUUUUAUUAUUUUUUUGUUCAUGUUUUGGACAUAAUAAAUGAAUUAAAAAUGCUUUCAGUUGGCUAGUCUGUCCACUAGCCAACAGCGCUUCUGCUUUUUUUUUUUUAAAUCUAGCAAUUAAAAAAGCACCCUUCACAAAGGUUGUAUGGAUUUCUCUGUUAUUGGCUUUAAGGGGGAGGGGAGAAGUCUGUUUUCCACCCCCCCUCCAAUUCUGAGAACUCUGAACUGCCUUACAGAAUAUGCGUUGGGAUUGCAACAGCCUUGCUGAACUUAACUCUCUGACCUGCUAACCUAAUUUCCUUGUGGUUUAUGUUUAAACCAUCUAUCUCUCCCUUUAGCAAUGAAUAAUUUCUAUUUUCUGUCCUCAGAUGCUUCUCUGGGACAUGGGGCAGCUCUCAUCCCACACAGGCCUGGCUGGGAGAGGUGACAGGGAGGCAGCCUGCAUACGUACAUGAUCACGUAAUUCUGCCUUCCAACUUUGCCCUUUUGGAAGGGCCAAAGCUCAUAGACAUGGUGAUUACUGUGUGAGCAGUUUCUUUACAUGCUGAAAGGAGGGGGCGGGGGGGGGGGGGAAGACUUAGGCACUCUUUCUCUCAUUUUUUUUGCCCCAACUCAUCUCUUAACAUUUUUGAUGUUCACUGGAGCAAUAAACCCUGGCCCGAAAGGAGUCUCCCAUUUUCCACAUGGGGGGGGGGGGGGCAUGGAUGGUGUGAAAGCAAGAAAGGCCAUUUCAUGGCUCUCACUCGAACUUUGUGUAUCCUUCCAAGCCUCUCCCAGCCUAAAAGACUAGGAGAUUGAAGGAAGGCAGUGGAUGACACUGAUGCCUUGCUAGUGAUAGGCUGAAAUAGGUUGAAUUCAAUGAGGUGGUACUUUGAGACAUAUUGCUGGACUAGGGUAAAAAAUACGGUUCCAGCACAUGAGAGUAGACACCGAGCAGUUCCUAGAGCAGGAGGAAUUGUGGGGCCACCUCCAUAAUUAUUGCCCCAGAGCAGAGAUUUCAACCCUGUGUAUUGGCUCAGCCUGUGACCUCUAUGUGUUCACAUUUCCCAAACUCAUUGAACAGAAAACCCAACAGAAACUGCCCAUAAAUAGACAAGUUAUUCAAAUUGGCUUACACUGCGUCCUUUACAUUGGCUGAAAAUGGAGGGGCAACUGCUUCUUAGUCAUUCAUAGCUGGUGCCAGCUUUUCCCAACUCGUAUUAUCUCCCCAGUUCCUCUUCUAACUCUUCUUACUUUUUCUUUUUAAUGGAGUUGUCUCUUUUCCCCAUUGGUUCUGCUCCUCAUUUUGUUUGAUGUAUGUUCCUCUCCUCCCCUUGCUUGCCUUUUCACCCACUAACCAGGCCUGCCAUCUUCUGACCCUGAAACUGCUUCUGUGUAGAAUGGAAGGUUACACUGGAGUGGGGGGCUCUAAGAAGGUCUGGCAAGGGAGGGUCUGCUAAGUGCUUGGAUGACAGGCCACCUGGCACCCCUAUGUAUCUCCAUGAUGAAAGAAAGGUGCAGUAUAAUAAAUGGACUAUAUAAGCCAACAAUUUCUGUGCAGCCCUCUCAGGAUCUAGGACUAGCUGCCUUACAAAUUUCAAUAUGAAGAUAAUAGAUGCUCCUAUAGAGCAAGCCCAUGCACUUUAAAAAGAAGAACUGUGGUCAGGAUUGCAGAUUUGCCUUCGAAAUAUAGCAAAACAGUCGGGAUGGCUCAAGUGUUAACUAAGGAUUUGUGGAUUUUCUUCCAGGCACACCAAUUUAUGUGCAAACCAUACACAAAUGCCUGCAGUUUUAUGGUCUGGGUAGCAUUUAAAACAAAACUUGACAGGGUGGUUGUGCCAAAUGUUCCUUGUGGCACCCAUCAUAAUGUUUUGUCUCUCCUGACGGGGCAAGUGAAUUUAACCUUCCGUGAGUCCUGUUCACGAGGCUGUCCCUUCCGCACCUCCCCCCACUCAUUGGGAGAAAGCUUUAUUUAUUUUUUUGGUCUGUGUCCUAGCAGGGCAGCUCUGGCCAAGGAUCAGAGUCCCUCCUGCUGAUUUGUUUCCAUGGCUAGAAAACAGCAAGUUCCAAUCAAAAGAGGCUAGAAGAAGCUUAGCUGACCUCCUUAGCAAGGGACCUCGAAGGGGGGUGGUCUGCUUUUGGGCUCCCAACGAAAGAAGGCGCUCAAGAUGUUUUGUUUUUGCAAGACCAAAUAUUUGUAAUUAGGCGACUGUGAUCAGCAGGUGCCUUUCCAGAAAUUGAGGGGCCCCCAGGACAUUUUGCACAGUUUAGCAGAUUUGAGUGUCACCAGCACCUUGCCUUCCUUGAACCAGCACACAGUGCUGUGCUUGUAUUAGUAUGCUUGCCUGCUCUGUGCCCUGUGUAAAGUGUUCUCAGUGCAUUGCAAAAUGAUACCGGAAAACAUGUGAUCAAAAUAGUGCAGGGUUAUGACUCCCAAAGUUGGUUGCAGUGAGAGCCUCUCCUAAUUUAAAAGCAGUCAUGGUUAAGGAAAGCCAGUUAAUCCAAAAGGAGGUUAGCAACACAUUCUGGCUGAGGUUGAACUCCCUCUAAAGAACCAAGUUUGCAGGCUGCGAGGUCUGUCCAGACACUAUACAAAUCAAUCUGUGGAAGGACAGCCAGCAGUGGCUAGGAGUGCCCUUACCAGCCUUGGGUGUUACAGCAGCCAAAGACCCUCUCUUAGUGUGACAAAUCUUGCCUCAGUUACCCAUGCACUGGUUACCUCCAAACUAGACUACUGCAAUGGGUUUUAGGUAGGGCUUCCUUUGAAGAUUGUUUGGGAACUUCAAGUAGUGCUAAAUGCCAGCUGCCCAGAUGUUAGUUGGGAUAAAGCAAUCAGAACAUUUUGCUUCAGUAUUAUAUCAGCUGCACUGGCUGCCAGUUUGUUUCCAGGCCCAAUUCAAAGAGCUAGUUAAAAUUAAGUUUCUUGAAGGACCAUCUGUGCCCAUAUGUACCUGCCUUGGACCUUCCUAUUGACCUCAGUUCAUAGAUCUAUCAGUGGGUAAAUUAGAUUGGCAGCACAUGUGAUAGGGAUUUUUUUUGUGGUGUGCUCCUGUUUAAGAAACUCCCUUCCCCAAGGCUUUUAUUCUACUCCCUGCUUUUUUAAAAUUGUAUUUAUUUUAUUUUAAGCCCAAAUGUCUAAGACAAGCUGGAGUGACUGGCAUCUUGUGCCAGUAAUGAGGGGCUUAGCUGUAGUGCAUCUGUGCUAUUUGUCGCUCUUGUUUUGUAUUUAUGAGUUAAAUAUUUAUUGAUUUUAAUUGCAUGGUUAAUAAAGUUUUUUUGUACUGCUUUGACUUAUUAUUCUAAGCUGUUUUGGGCAACACAGAAAUAGCUUACAUAUAUCAGUAAAAAUGGCUGAGCCAACAGUAACAAGUCACCUAGGACAAUUCACCCUUGCCUGCCUUCAGCAAGCAAGUAAAGGAAACUUCACUGUGAACCAUGGACUACUUAGUAAUGCCUAGGUGGCUUGGUAAACUGACCCGGUCGUAAAGUUAUUACUACAGUAAAAUGUCAGGUCAUGCAUUUUGGAAGAUGGAAUAUAGGUCAGAGCGAUUACAGCUUGAUGAACCAUAGAAUUCCAUGUGGGUUUGCUGACUAAGGUUAGUAGUGAGAGCAUACGAAGUACUGAGUGUGCUUUUCCAGACAGAGUUUGGAUGUAUUAACUUGGAGUUUAAAAAAUUUAACAUUGUGUCUGACGGCAGAACGCUGUGCAUGCAGAUUAAAGCCACCAUUUCUUCAGCUGUUCCAGGCUCUCACUUAAAGAGUGACUUGGAAGAUCUACAACAUGGGAUUUAGAGCAUAGUCCUAAUAAUCAUGCCAAUCUCAUUUCGUAGAUAUGCAAGCACCGGGGUCAAGGGCCAUAGCUCAGUGGUAGAGCAUGGUCCCAGUUUCAAUCCCUGGCAUCUCUUGAUAGGACCGGGAAAACCUGUGGCUCUCUAGGUUUUGUUGGACUAGAAUGCCCAUAAUCCCAGACCAUUGGUCAUUAGCUGCCCUUCUCUGGUGCAGACAAUUACUGAACUAGAUGGGCUCGAUAUAAGGAAGUUUCCUAUGUGGGGUUGCUUUUGGAGUUCCCAUCAGUGCAAUCACUUUGGGUGGCGUUGGGGGCUUAGCUUGUGGAGAUUGGGCCAUAUUGCACUUGUGGACCCUUGGAUUAUGGCAGAACACACACAACACAAAAUCUAGACUGCUGUCUCUUGUAUUAGCCUCUUGCAUACACACUGGGGUGGUUGUGUUGAAGCCUCAUUGAUUUACCAUGUGCUGUUGCUUUAAGAGGUGGCAUAUAAGGCCUCUGCACAUCUUGCUCAGCAAAAGAAAUGUAGGAAGAGAGCUCCAAAUCAGUGGUUGAGGGAGAAGAGGGAUUAGGUUGUUUGACUACAAGUAUAAUGAGAAUCUUUGUUCCUAACAUCUGGGAGUCUCAAACCCAGCUUUGGGUUGGCAUCACUUGGGGCUUUGAGGGGCAGCGUGUACAUAGUUUUGUUGUUUGCUGUUGGAAGGCGUUGGAAUUGCUUUGGUUUCUCUCUCGCAGGUAACCAAUGAAAUCACACCUGUGCUGUCCUACUCAUACAUGGCUGUCUUGGUGCCCAUCUUCCUGUUGACCGACUACCUGCGGUACAAGCCGGUGCUGGUGCUGCAGAGUCUGAGCCACAUUGCCAUCUGGCUGCUGCUGAUCUUCGGGACCAGCAUCCUUGCCAUGCAGUUCAUGGAAUUCUUCUACGGCAUCACCAUGGCGGCGCGGGUGGCCUACUCCUCGUACAUCUUCUCCCUGGUCACCCCUUCGCGCUACCAGCGCAUGGCUAGCUAUUCCCGCACCUCGGUCCUCAUGGGAGUCUUUGCCAGCUCCGUGCUGGGGCAGCUCUGUGUCACAGUGGGGGGCACCACCUUCACGACCCUGAAUUACAUAUCCCUGGGCUUCAUGUCCUUUGGGCUGCUGCUGACGCUCUUCCUGGAACGCCCCAAGCGCAGCCUCUUCUUCAACAGGAGUGAGCCGGUGUGCAAUGGCGCCUCGCCCUCUGAGCUGGACAAAAUGAACGCUGGGGCCGGGGAUCCAGCGUGGCACAAGGCCCCCACCUGGAAGAACAUGGUCUUUUUCCGGAUGUUAAAGGAGCUGGCGGCAUUUAUACGGCUGCCGCAGUUAAGACUUUGGUCCCUUUGGUGGAUAUUCAAUUCUGCUGGCUACUACCUAAUACUCUAUUAUGUGCAGAUUUUGUGGAAUGAGAUAUAUCCCACAAGAGACAACAGGAAAAUCUACAACGGAGCUGUGGAAGCUGCUUCAACGCUCCUCGGUAUAUAGAUCCUCCCCCACUUCCCGUUUGAGCUUGAUUAUAACCCCACCCCACCCCUUUCUCUCUCUGCUUUAUGCCCCAAAUAUGAAUUCAGAGCACCUAGCAGAGUCUCCUAGACCAUGGUCCUAAAGUACCGUAUUUUUCCAUCUAUAAGACACCCCCAUGUAUAAGAUGUCCCAUAUUUUUGGGGACUCAGAUUUAAGAAAAUGGGGGGAGAUGGCUCAGAUUAUAAGAUGCCCCCUAAUUUUUGACAUUCUUUUUUAGGAAAAAACCUAGUCUUAUACACAGAAAAUACGGUACAUUCAUGCAAAGGCAAUUUCUGCUAAAAUGACUUGGGUUUAAAGUAACUUCAGGUGAUGCACCUCAGGGAUCUCCCUGCAUGGAGAAUCUAGGCCAACCAUUCUACUAACCUUCCCCAACCGGGUGCUUGCAAGGUUGGUCUACAAGCAUGCAUUAUUGUGUGCUAAAGCUCAGGGAUAAUGUGCAUGCUCUGCAUGCAGGUGGGUAUAAGCUCAGUAUUUGCCAUCUCCAGCCAAAAGGGAUCGUAGGGUCACUGUCAACCAGAACAGGGAGCAGAUGCAGUAGUGGCUACACCUAAGAACUUGAUCAGUCUGGUGCCAGCAAGGAAGCUGUGCUUGGAAAGAGCACCGGCUUUCCCGAGUUGCCUCUCAUCUCUCUGGGUUUUACACUGCAGUUUCCCAGCUGGCAGCAUGUUUUGAAACAUCCUGUUAAGAGUUUUACUCUUUUCUCACACCCAGAAUGGUGGUUUCAUUUGCAUCAUCCUAAAAACCAUGCUAGAACUGUGGUGUAUACUUGGAUGCAUUGCAUCUCUGGUGCAAAAAGGCUGAUGCCCAUUAUAGGAAAUCUAUAAAUUAUGUUGAAAGUGACCCACCCCUUACCUUUACAGUUGGAUCCAGAGCAACUUGGUUACUAAACGUUUUUAAGGGCUUGUCUCAGGACAAGUUUCCCCCCUACUUCUGUGAGAGUUGCACUUUAUGAAUCUGAAUCCCAGUCAGUAUUGUCCAAAAAACAAAACCUUGCUUGCUAAAUCCAACUAGGAAGGGCAAAAAUUCCUCUCCCCAUGUACUUUUCAUUGCAGAACUGACAUAGAAAUAACUUGCUGCAUAGUCCUUCUAGGGCAGGGCAGGGGAACCUGUAGCCCUCCAGAUGUUUGAACUUCUGGCUGGGGCAAAUUCCAACAACAUCUGGAGUGCCAUCAUCUCCCCCCCUUCCCGCCGUUCUAGGACAUAUUUUUUUUGUCGUUUGUAUGGUAUGUCCCCAUUUUUCAGCUGCUCAGCUGUAUACAGUUUUAUUCCUGCAAACAAACAAAAAACUGUCCAGAACAUAAAAUAUUCCAAGAAAUUAUUGGGGAUGUUUUGGGUUUUUUUAGUCAUUGUGUGCAUGUUUGUAUCCUAGUGUAAAGUGUUGGGUUAAAAAUGUCUGAAACAAAAGGUGUUCAGGGAAGCAAAGGCAAGUGCCCAAAGAGAAAUUUCUUCCUCAAUUACCUUGGGCUUAAAAUAAUCUCCUUGGAUAUUUGGGGUAGAAAUUGUCCCUUGGGUUUUUCCAAACAAUGACUGUUCUGCUGUGCCCCUUGUUGCAAGUGCCGCUUUGGAGAGUGGAGGCCUUGCUGUCCAUACCUGGUCCUCUCAUCCAUAUCUUGACAACAUGUAUGUUUCUUUGCAGGUGCCAUCACCUCCUUUGCUGCAGGCUACGUGAAGAUCCGUUGGACGCUGUGGUCAGAGCUUGUGAUUGGUUUAGUGACAGCAUUCCAGGCAGGCCUCCUUUUGCUGAUGAACACUACUGCCAACAUCUGGCUCUGCUACGUGGCUUACAUCCUCUUCAGGGGCUCCUACCAGUUCCUUGUGCCUAUAGCCAUGUGAGUGGUGAGAACAACUUGAUGACUAGGCCUCCAUUAGUCAUGCUGGUGGUGAGGAACAUAAAGAUUAUUAUAUCCAUCAUUACCUGGAUAUAUAUCGUCAUUCUCUUUUUUUUUUUUUUUUUUUUUAAAUUGAUAUUUAUUAAAUUUUCAAAAAGUAACAAGUAACAACAAAAAUUUCCAAAAAAAUUUGAGAAUACAAAUAAAACAAAAAUAAUACAGAAAUAGUAAAGAAGAAAAAACCCAGCCGCAAAAAAAAGAAAAAAGAAAAACAGAAAAACAGAAAUAUAAAAUCCUUUACGAUCUCCAUUAACUUCCUUUCUAGACUUCCUCCUCCUUCCGUCUCUUGUUUCUUAGUAUUUAAUUUUUACAGCAAAUCCUUUCUGUUUUUCAUAACAAUCUAUCAUUGCGUUUCCUUAUUCUAUUUUCCCUCUUGUCAUAUAAAAACUUUAAAACUCAAAGCUUAUAUUCAAUAUUUAACAAAUUCUUACAUCAUUACCUUUUUUCAAAUCAUUUACCAAUCCUUACUUAAGUCAUAUAAUUUCAUUCAACAUCCUUCAAACAUUUAUAAACAUUCCCAAUAUUAGAAAAUAAGAAAGCAAAAACAAUAAGUCAGAUUCAAUCCAGUCAACUUCCAGCCUCCCUCCCCUGGACCCGGGAUUGUCAGUCCUUUUAACCUCAAUAAUCCGGCUCCUUAACCUGGUUGUCUCAUAUCCGAGGCCCUCAAGUCUCUUUCUUGCCCCUUUCGCCACUCUUGUUGAUAUUUCCCUUUCAGUCGUGGAUACUCCAGCAAGAAGAUGCUUUUGACUCUUUGCAGCAAGUCCAUCCCAAACCCAUUGCCCAAGCCAGACAGCAGAUAAUACCACUUCCAAUUUCCACGAAACUUGGAGACUUCGACUACUCCAUUCCUCUGAUGGCCCAUCACUAGACUCGGAAAGUCCAAAUAACCAUAUAGAGGGUGUCAAUCCAUCCCCCAUUUCCAAAUCUGACCACAUUUCAUCUUUCCGAAUCAGGUUUGUCCCAAGUUCAUUUAUCAAGUUCAAAGGCUGAUCUUGCCCAUCCAUAGGUCCCUCCAUCUCUGAAGCCUCCGUCGCUACAGCAGGUUCAUAUACUUGUAUAGACUUUAACUGAAUUUCAUUUGUUUGCUGCUGUGCUCUGGUAACUUCCGUCCUCAUCAAGGUCGACUCCUGACGCAUCUGGUCCAGCUGGGCACUUAAUUUUGCAAAACCUUCCAGGAACACUUGUUCAAGCCUUUGUACAAGCAUUGUCCUUCAAGGUCAGAAAAAAUUCUUUCCCACGAGAAUGAUCCUUCUCUUUUAAACUCUCUGCAUUGCAAUUUCACUCAGUUCCACUAGAUGGAAAACCCUUUUUUUUUUUUUAAGAGGGGGAAAAACAACAGUAACAAUCUUUCUUUUUCCAGAAACACUUUAUCCAAAAUUCCCCCUUUCAAAUUCAAGAGGCAACAGUAGAAUCAAAAUGUUACCCUUCUUUUAACUAUCUGUCGAGCUGGAUAAGCUUCAAAACGUCAGUUCUGACAGCCCGCUCCUGGUUCAGGGCGGUGGAAAAUUACUUUAUUUUAAACUCACUCCCGCAGGGUUGAAAAGAUCAAAACAACCCCCUUCUUCUCCUGCAAUCGAAGGGGGGGUUCAGAAAUCUUAGAUGUUGAAUUUUAGUUCUCUCAGAAUUUAGUUUCCAGGCUUUAGUAUAAUUUGUCUUUGCUUUCUUCACGUAACAAAAGAACGGAAGGCGACUUCCUGUUUAGACCUUUCCGUUCCGAGUCCCAAUUAAAUUCAAUUUCAAGUUCAAGUCCAAUGUUAUUUAUUUAUUCACCAAUCUUAAAAGUAGUUCAGCUCUUCCAGGAUCGGGUACUCACGGAUAGAUGUUUUAGAUGCCAAAUUGUCCAGGAAAAGGCAGCGCUCUCCGAGAACGGCAGUGCGGCUUUGCUGCACGGAGGAAGCAGACUACUCACAGCACCACGCACCUCCACUCCGGAGCCCGUUACCGGGCUCCUGUACAAGGGAGAGAGCGCUCUCGGUGCCCGCCGAGUCCCACGCCCACAGGCUUCUUCCGCCUGUGGUUUUACAGGGUCCCCGCUGCGCCGUAGCGGCAGGACCCAAGCCUCCGUGCAGCGGGUUCCCUUCAGUUCGAAGGGAAUUCCGCCAUUUUUCGGAGGCGCCACCCCGGAAGUCCUUAUAUAUCGUCAUUCUCACUCUUUUCAACAUGCAAAAAGAUGUGGGGUUUUUUUUUUGCAUGCAUACCCCAAUAUAUAGUAGACCAAAUUAGCUUUCUAGUAUCUGCUUUGCUAAAGGAGGGAUUGUAAUGCCAAUAAAUAUCCCCCCACCCUUGUAAGGAUGCCAAGAAUAACCUUUUGGUCCCAGGGUAGAUAUGUUGUUGAAGGCUUUUAGUAUUCAGCCUAGGUGAACAAGCUACGGUGAUUGCUGCUGAUGUUCUGAAUGAUAUUAGCUAAUUUGUUGGAAGUGCUAAGGCGGGGAUGGUUAACUAAAUACAAAGAACUGGAUUAGGCAGUCUUUAGCACUCUUCCAGGCCAGCAACUGUAUGCCUUUAACCAUUGGAUAUUUCACUAACAUCAGUGAUAAAAGUAUUACAGCUUCCCAAACUCUCCUCUUGGUGUAAACACUCCCAAGCUGCCUUCUAAGGCCAACACAAAAUAACCAGCAUUAGCCCUAUCUCUGUGCCAUCUUCGGCUUGUAAGUAAAAAUGCAUUGAUCUUUGGGAGUGCCUUGUUUGUCGGUGAUGCUGCAGCACACCAUCUGUGGCUGUGGUCCUGGGAUGGAGAACCUGUGGCCCUCCCUGUGGGACUCCCAAAGUUAUCACAGGGAUAACUGGCUUGGUCAAGAAUUCAUAGCAAUGUCACCUUUUGUCAGUAUCGGGACUGUGAACUAUCAUCAGCCCCAGGGAGCAUAGCCAGUGGUCUGGGAUCAUAGGAGCUGUAGUCCUUCAUUGUCUGGAGGGCCACAGGCUGGCCACCCUUGCCCUGAGCCAUAAAGCGACCCUCCCUUUUGUCCUUGGUGCCUUUUCAGUGCUUGCCAGCAGAACUGACCUGCCUUCCUCUCUUUCUCUCGCUUUGACCAAAGUUUCCAGAUUGCAGCUUCCCUGUCCAAAGAGCUCUGUGCCCUGGUGUUUGGAAUCAACACUUUUCUCGCCACAGUUCUCAAGACUGUCAUCACCAUCAUCAUAACAGAUAAGAGAGGUCUGGGUCUCUCAAUCCACCCUCAGGUAAGAAGCACAAGUUACACUGAGGCUUGCGGUAGUGGGCUUUUGACCGGUUCUAGCUGCCUUUGGGGCUUACUUUGUAGGUUCCUCCUAUGGAAGGAGGUCCUUUGAAUAAUCUGGUGAACCACAUAGUGGGAACUCAAAGAGACUUAUUUGUGGUGGAUCCUCUUGCCUUGCUUGGACCACUUUUGGCUGUUGACCCCAUUCUAUGUAUUGCCCAUCAUGUUCUGGAGUGGAAGCAGGGCUGGCAAAAACCAAAAGGCAUGUAAGCCAAGAAAAAUAGAACUUCUGUUCUUUAUCUUCCUUAUUUAUUUAUGUUAAGAGACGUAUGCCCUUGCUUUGGGUAAGUUUCUAGGGUGGCUAGCAGUCACUCAGUUCUGUCCUUUCCAAAAAAUGAAAGGUUUGUGCGAGAGCCUUAACACAGUGAUCCUGAGCACAUGCCAAAUCACAUGAUUUCAAUGGAACUUCUUGCCAAGCAAAGUUCUGCUGAGUUUACAGAACUACCCCCUAAGAAGAAGAAGAAGAAGAAGAGUUUGGAUUUGAUAUCCCGCCUUUCACUCCCUUUAAGGAGUCUCAAAGCGGCUAACAUUCUCCUUUCCCUUCCUCCCCCACAACAAACACUCUGUGAAGUGAGUGGGGCUGAGAGACUUCAGAGAAGUGUGACUGGCCCAAGGUCACCCAGCAGCUGCAUGUGGAGGAGCGGAGACGCGAACCCGGUUCCCCAGAUUACAAGACUACCGCUCUUAACCACUACACCACACUGGCUGUAACAUGUAAAUUGCUACUAAUCCUUGCCAUUUGCAGAUUUCUCUUACAUUGUCCUCAACAAAAGCUUCAUCCAUCCUGCAAGAACCGAGCUUAUAUUAUUAUUUUUUAAAAAGAUGCUGAUCUGGAAGCUGCAAAUGUAAUCUGUUCCCAUAAGGGCUGUCAUUGCUGGCUCAUGGCUGUGGUGGGCUUAAUAAAGCCUUGUAAUUACCCGCUGCUCAUGUGACAAGAUAAAAAAUGGUGGCAGUGCAUUGGAAUAGCAUGGCAGCAGGAUAUGCAUGUGUGUUUAAAUCUUCCUUAUUGGAAGUAGCGGGCACAGGUUGGAGAAAUAUUUGGUUGGGUUAGUUCAGGUAGACUUUAUCGAUGAGGCUGGAGGAAAAGCAGGGUGCCUUUUUUAGCUACAGUUCCAGCUUUAUGUAUGUCGCUGCAAAUGAGGUUGGCAGAUGCACAUCAUGUGGAGUUCCUGCUGUCAGAGAUGGGAUAUCAUUUUGACUUACGGUAGCUACAUAGAACAUUCCAGCUCAGGUGCUGUGUUCUGGCAAACAGAACGCAGUGGGGGACAAUUGCUGUUAUGCCUGUAUGUGGGAGCUUGAGGGGAAUUUUCACCUGGCUGGCCGCUAGAGUAGAUGGACCCCUGAUCCAGUGGUGCUCUUCCUGUUCUUUAAGCGUUUCCCUCCUAGCUCUGUUCUGUGCUUCUGUGGGCUGCUGACCAUUUCUGAUUUUUGAGUGCUUUGGAGGAAAAUAAGGCACAGGGCCUCAACACAUCAUAUCUCCCCCUCUCUCUUUUCCAGUUCUACAUUUACUUCGGCUAUUUCACGCUCCUGACAGUGGUGUAUCUUUCUGCAUCUGUGUAUGUGGCUGUGAAGCAUAAUGGAUGCAGGAAACCUCCAGAGGAAGCACCACCCAAGGAACUCAGCAUGCCAGUUGAGGACAGAGGCACAGAGCUGACUAACUUGGAAGUCUGAGAAAACGGUGGAUGGGGAAGAAAAGGAGCUGGCCUACCUGUAUACUCCCAGCUGGGAUGUAACACAGAGAACUCCCAUGUUAAUCAGCACUUAGAAGCAUCUCAGCUUUCCAGAGUAUCAGAUCACUGCAGAAGGAAAAGGCCUUCCUUAACUUUAGGGCUUGUGCAUCAGCAGCAUGCAACCAGACGACUGGAUUUCCCCCCAGUCUUGGUCAUGUGUGUGGCAUAGGCUCCUGAGCUCAGGUGAGAUUAUGGAGACAUUUGCCAGUGUUAUGGUUGGCACUUGGUAAUUUUAUGAAUGUAGUUUUAAACACUGAUAAUACUCUGCACGCUUUCCCCUCAGCCUUUAAAAGAAGUCAACAGCAAGCAAGAUGGAUGCAGGUACUUUAAAAAAAAAAUACAAUAGUUUUACUUUUUAUAAAACAAUCAAUUUGUUACCAGUAAAUAUACUCUGCUGGGAGUUAUGGAUUGUAAUAUUUGUUGAAACUUUCCUCCUAAGAAAAUUGAGCUCCUUCUCAUAUUUGUCUUCAGCGUUAUGCUUAAGAAAACAGGACUGAGAGUAAGGCUGCCAACCUAACUCACGUCCUCUCAUCCAUUUGGGACAGUGAGUGGGAAACACAAUGCGCUUUUAACAAUCACUUUAGAUCCUCUGGAGGAACAUAAUCCUUGGAAAGUAUACACUUGCAUUUUGUUCUGACUUGUAAAUUCUUGUUCUCUUCCACUUUCCCCACCAAAGACGGCUGAUUUUCAAAUACCUUCACUGUCGCAUACUAAUUUAUACUGGCCGCAGUAGUAUGCUCAGUGGGCAUUUGAGAGGUAGGUGGGAGUGAUCAGGUCUUUAGCAGAGUCCUGAUGACUUUCCAACUAGCUUGGACUUUUCAUCUGGUUUUGCCUCCAGGGGCCAGUUCCACGAAUCCUGCUAGACCUGUAGGUCAUGGGUGGUAAGUCACACAGUGGCUGCUUAACAUAAAAUGGCGGCCAUAUGAAAAGGAGCAUGGCCACAAAAAGGUGUAGCCGUGCCCCCCCCCCCCCCCAAUCAGCCCAUAGGCACUCGCUUGCUCAUGGAAAGCUCUUUGUGAUGCUGUUCUGUUCAGAAGGGAAGGUGAAAUGUGUGCUGGGAGUACAUUCAGUGUAGGAAGACCAAGUCAGUGCAAACAGAUAUUGAACAGGAAGAGCAAACAGUCUGUUAUUGUGUAUCGUGGAUUUUUUCCCCAGAUACCACGCUGGUGGGCCUGUGAGUGCCACACUGGCACUUCCAGCCUAAAAGGCGGUUUUCCCAUUCUCCUGGAGCAAAUGGAGUCAGGGUUCAGUUCAGGGACGUAGACAGAGCCCUCUGAAAUUCCAUGCAAAUGAACAACAACAAAUAACAAGAGGAUACUUUCCUUUAUUCAGUGCCUUUAGAAAACAGUUUAUAGAACACAACACACAACUGACAAAGAUAUAGAGAUCCACAGGCUUUUAAAAUUGCAUUAAAAAUUUCACAAAAUACAGUAGACAGUAAUAAACUGAUUGUGUGACUUGCACAGGCUCCCUCUCCCUCCCUCCCCAUCUGGUAAUAAAAUUUCAGAAAGACAAUCAAUGAAAGCUAGGUAGAAAUUUAGCACCUUGGUUUGUCAAAACAGACUCAAGCGCUCAGACAUUAAUGUGUUUAAAACAGAACUGAUACACAGCAAUCAUCUGCCUGGCCAAGGCUUCUGGCACUGAAGUGGAAGGGCUGUGAUGGAGGGAGAGGUACCAGAAGCUCAGUCACAGUUAAGACCAGAAGCAUGGCUUCCUUCACUCUGCAUUCAGCUCUAAAAUGGCAAAAUACUGCUUGCCUACCUGUGCCUGCACACUAACAGACAGUGACUAGUGUGAACUCUAGUCCUUCCCCCUCGAAAAUGUCAGCACAGUGCCAUUCUGCUCUGAUGCGGCAGAAGAAAUGCUGGAAAAUACAGCUAUUAGAAAUGGCUUGGUUCUGGUGGUUCCUGCCACAGUGUAUUGGGAACAGAGGAGAGAAAUGAAAGGGGUCAAUACUGGACAGAGAUGGUUCUUAAUUGCUUAAAUUUUGUAUUAUCUCUUAUUUUGGAGCAGUUGCUAAUAACAGAUUCCAGAUCUGAGACAUUUAGGAGAACAUUCCUGGCUGGAGGAUUAUAAAUCUGAUCACCUGCUACAAACACAGCUCGCUAUAGGUCCAUCUGUUCUUCAGGGUCUCAGGUAGGACACUUUCACCUCACCUGUUACUUUACAGUGGAGGUGCCAGGACUUGAACCUGGGUCCUUCUGCAUGCAAAGCAUAGGUUCUGCACCACUGGGCUUUGGUCACACUUCUGAUAGGUUAAAGCAACAGAGGGUUCUGAGACUAGCAUGACCCCCAAGGCUUCAGCCAGGAGGGCCUGCCACUUUUGCACUGACUAACCUGUUCUCUUUGAAUAGGGCUAGUAGAGGCAUCCUCUAUGGAGAAUGGAGGAAGGCAGGGCAAGUAAAGUAUAAAAAUGUAAAAAAACAAACAAACCACAAAUCCAAAUACUGAUUGUUACAACGGCAAGCAGUUUCUUCUUCCAUUAUGGCCUGUAAGGAGACUGGCUGAGGCAAAAGUCACUUAGGAGGCUGUUAACACCUCUAGUUCUCUUUUAGAGCUAGAGAAUGUGAAAGGGCUGGGUGGGGGAAGAAGCAAAGGAGAGAACUGCUUGAAGGUUCAGUCUCGCUGCCCUGGGCAUGUUGUCUCAGCAAAGGAUACUUUCAACUCUGCAGCAAAAAUUGCAACCAGCUAUGAAGAGUGUUGUUUGCAUCUAUGUUUGGAAAUAAUAAGGCAUUAUGCCGGUUGGUGAGUCAAGCAGAGAUAAGGGAGUGUAUUUUCUGCAAGCCCAUAUAUUACUCUCCGGGGGGGGGGGGGGCAGACAAUCAAAUUCCUGGUCUCUUUGGCAGGAUUCCCCCCCCCCCUUGAUACUAUGCUGGGCACACAACAGAAAAGCCACCUCAGUGUUUACAGAAAUCUUAAUUUUGAUGAUUAUGCACUGUCCAGCAGGGUCUAAGCUUGUAUUAUUUAGCACCAUGUCCCCACUAUAAGGCAGGCAGUGCCACGUUAUUGGGUUGUGUAAUGCAGAAACACCUGCAGCGCUAUAUUGACAGUAAGGGGGAUGCUGCUGUUUGAGGGCUACCUUAUGUUAAAUCAGCCACAAUAAAUAGACUUUCUGGCUUAUCCC
This is a messenger RNA of Podarcis lilfordi (Lilford's wall lizard), 27686 nucleotides long. The record is from the annotation of a GenBank genome assembly. Lineage: Eukaryota; Metazoa; Chordata; Lepidosauria; Squamata; Lacertidae.